Messenger RNA from Podarcis muralis (Common wall lizard), 1805 nucleotides. It is a transcript of the gene C5H1orf146, whose product is annotated as chromosome 5 C1orf146 homolog. Gene Ontology annotation, cellular component: chromosome. The record is from RefSeq and is a predicted model, not a curated record. Lineage: Eukaryota; Metazoa; Chordata; Lepidosauria; Squamata; Lacertidae. Gene Ontology annotation, biological process: reciprocal meiotic recombination; synaptonemal complex assembly.
GAAAAGUUGUGUAGGGUUAUAUUCUGCAAGUGCCACUGGCAAGUUAACCAUGCACCCUUGGCUGUGAUACCAGAAGAGGGAGCCAUCAGAGCUAGGCCUCAAAGACAGCCUCCAUUACUGGCGUUCUAUAAUGGUGUCUCUUAGAAAAGUUGUGAGGGGGACCUUGAAUGAGGGGCCAGAGCUCAGCUUUCGCAGGGCCUGGGCUAAGUAGAAAUGAGAGUCAAUAGAUUAGGAAGCUAUAGAAACCUUCGCUUCCCACACUGUCCUUAGCAAGCCUUAGUGACAAAUCUGCCACAUCCAAGCUCUCUCUUGUACGCCGCUUUUUAUUGAACAUGAGAGGAAUUACUAAGCCAUUCUUGACUGGCAUGACUCACAAUGCCAUAAUGCCGACUAGAAUUCUAACUUCAUAAGCAGUGUUAGAAAUGGAAAUAUGAAAGCUAAAUGGCACGUUAAACCAAGUUUGUAGUGUUCCGUAAGUGUCUGGUACUGCAGAAACUUUGGUGACUGUGUCAACAUGGCGGAAGGCAGUGGGCAAGAAAAGACACGGUGGACUGCAACCGUAAUUGUGAGUUCAUCUCUUCAGGGUCAUGAAAUUUCAAUGUCCCUACAAAAUCAGCAACACCGGGUUCGAUAUUCAGAUACAGUGGAAAAUGGAUCAAUAAUUUUCUCUCUUUCUGGAAUUGCAUUUUUGCUGGUCGAUGCUCAAGGCUUAUUUUUCACAGAGAGAGAGGUUUUAUUUGAAAGAAUAAAGAAGUUCAUGACCAUUCACAGGAAUGGAUUUUUGCUUUUGUCAGCUGCUCGUCAUGGACCAAAAGAAUGGGAUGGGAUGUUCAGAGUUCAGCAGAGGUUCCUAGGCACCAAUUUACGAAUAAUCCCAGUCCACAAUACCGCUGAAGCUAUUAAACUCAUGCUAACUAUAGCAAAAACUACUUCAAAACCGCAUCUGGACAACAUUCGCUACAGAAUGCUAAUGGCAAAGACACAGAUUGUAGAACAAAGCUGUGUUUGGAAAAUGCUUCAUCAAAGUCAACUGGCUUGUAGUUUUGUAAACACCACUUAAUAUUUUAUUCAAAAAAGUUUGGCCAUGUUUAUUUGCAAAAUAGUCUCAAUUUUGUGCUUUAAAAAAAUGUAUCCACAAAGCAAUAAGCAUGUCACUUUGGAAAGUGCAUUUCUGGAUGUUACAUUAAGAAUUAAAAUCAGUGUGGGAUUUCUUAGUUUAAUUUCCUGUAUAACCAUCCAAGACAUAUUACUGUUCACUUGAAAUUGAUAGCCAGAUGUAAAAUACUGAGGAAGAAUGGUCAUUAUUCAAGAGUAACACCUUUAAAAAAUGUACAUAACUUUGCAAAUAAAUGGCAUAGUUGUAGCCUACCCAAUUUAAUAUUUUAUUUUCUAAGAAUUAUUUAGAACUUGUUAUUCUUUUAUUUCAAUAAAGGAAAAUCCCUUACUAAACAAUUUGUAUAUUUAAGUCAAUGAACUCCCAUCUCCCAGACUUUUCAUUCUGAUCCGCUUGUACUUGCUCAGAUAUAUUUCCAGAAAUGACCAAGGAAAUUUGCAGUGAAGAAUUUACUCAUAGCUGAAAUGGUAGAUAGGAUAACUCACCUUUAUGUCAUCUUAAUGUAACAUCAUAAUGAUACGCUGGUGGACCUUGCAGCUAUGAGGUGAUUCAAUUUUCUCCAAGUAACUGCUUAAUCUGCCUACAUCUAACAGUGCUGCUAUAUAUCUCCGAAUCAGUUCUAUGAUAACUGAAAUGGGUUCUUAGUAGCUACACUGCAAGUUUAGAAUGUACUCUCUCUAAUGUCAAUACA